Molecule: messenger RNA, 427 nt
Organism: Frankliniella occidentalis (western flower thrips)
Lineage: Eukaryota; Metazoa; Arthropoda; Insecta; Thysanoptera; Thripidae
Product: PR domain zinc finger protein 2-like
Exons: 3
Coding region: 1-363 (120 amino acids)
Source: RefSeq, a predicted model, not a curated record
AUGGCCCCACGGGCUGCCAUCAGGGGCCGUGCAGCAAUGCCCAAAUUUAACACCAAGGCAGAGUUUAACACCAAAAGCAGAGUUUUACAGCGGCACUAUUCAGUAGCCGCUGUUAGGAGAACAUCAUCUAAGGGGGUCUUGGUGGCAGCCCAAGCACCCGAGGCUGACUUGAUAUUAUCUGUUAAGGACCACCUGCGCCAGGCCAUUGGCAAAUUCAAAAACCACCAGGAACGGGAGGAGAAAAAGAAGCAGAAGGAGGAAGAGAAGAAACAGCAAGAUGAUGAUAAUGAGGUGGAGGAUGAAGAAGAAGAAAAUAUGUGGAGUAAUGAUGAGAAUGUUGUGUCAGACAGUGAAAGUGAUUAGUAACAAUAAAUAGUGAAAUAAUAUAGGCAUGUCUUUUGAAUUUGCUCCCCUGCUCAUGCUGUCU